UUUGCUCUGGACAAAACCUGCGUGACCCUGUGACGUACCAUAGGCUGAGAGUGUAAUGAUUUGUUUCUUAAAUAUUAUUGCAAAAGUCAACAAAUCGUUUCUGGAGUAAUAAAAGGGAAGGUUGGGAGCAGAGAUUUGUUAUCACAGCAGAUUUUCCAGGACCUAAGAAAUGUGGUUUCAGAACAGAAAUAACUUGCUCUUCAUUUCCUGACCGACUGAAAACAUCACAACGUCCCAUCUGAUUUUCUCUUCGUAUCUCCUUCACCGGUCUUUUGGCAUCUGACAGAAGAAGCAGUGUGGAGCAAAAAUCUGCCUGAAUUUCUGUGCUACACAGGGAGAACAUGCCUAGAAAAUGAAGAGGUUCUUCUGUGGCCCUGAACAGCACUCUGCUGACAAGGUUCUUUGCAUCUUGAUGGCUGUUGCUCAUCUUUUUCUCCUGACAGAAACGCGCUAUCUGCAUGGAGAACGCCUGGAUUUACUGGGAAGGAAUGACAAAUAUGUGUCCCUGGUCAACUUCAGUAUCCCUCAGCUCUGUCAGUUCACGGUGUGCAUUGACCUCAAACGGAGUGCCAACGUCAGCUCGUGGGCAGUGUUUUCCUAUGACAUUGACACCACCUCCACAGAUGUAAAUGACCUAGAACUUGGGCUCUCUGGAGAAAACAAGCACUUGAGACUUUACCUUUUUGGCACCAGACGAGAUAUUGAGAUUGACCUGGCCCUUUUUGGGUGGUACACUGUGUGCUGCUUGUGGGACAGCAGGAGGCAGCUGCUGCAGGUCUACUGCAGCGGUGACCUCGUGCACAGCGAGGCCGUUGGCAGCACGGAGUGCCUGAAGCCCAACGGCAGCCUUGUGCUGGGCCAUCUGCACAAGAGGAGGGGUGGCUUUAUUGGAAGGGUCAGCAACAGCUUCAUUGGCAGCUUGUACUACUUCCAGCUGUGGGACCGUGUGCUGGGCCAGCAGGAGCUGCUGGACUGCGCCAUGGGCAAUGCUGUCAGCUGGAAGGAGGCAUUCUGGAACUUCAGCACCAUCCACCCUGUAGGGGACCAUCACCUGCGCUGCGAUUUCAGUGAAGCAUCCUCAACAAGGGCCUCCACGCUGCCCCCGGUACCUCCAGCCAGUACCAAUGGUACCGUUCCACUCAGAUUCUUUAAUGUUCACAUGAACUUUUCUCUUCUCUACAAAAUGGAGAGAGCUCCUGAUUGCUAUGAUGCAAGGAGGCUUCUUGAACACUGGUUUAAUAUCAUGUUUACUGGAGAAGGAUUUGUUGUGACAAACUUUAAAGUGAGGGAUAAUUAUCCACAUCACAGUGCCUAUAAGAGGACUCACGGGAAGGUAAAGCAGAUGUCACGAAGCUAUGUCUGUAAGGCCAUUGUAAAGACCACAUUCCUGGAAACACAAGAAGUCUUGAGUCUCAAGAUCAAAGAGUUGUUGAAUGACUCUUACAAAGAGGGACCAUUUUCCCUGUAUGUGAAACCUGAAGAUGUGGCUGUGAAGUCCAUAGCACUAAUGGGUUGUCCAGAAAGCUUUUCCCACACGCGGUACAAGGGAAAUUAUUCCUGGCCUCUAACAAGUCCAGCCUCCAAGACAGAGGUCAGCUGCAGGAAAAACCCUCUGCAGUCUGCUCAGAGGAGCUGUGAAAUUAGUAUUGAACUUGAGCAAGCUUUUUGGAAAAAACCAAACAUGACUAAAUGCAAAUUACUGGAAAAACUUCCAAAUAAUACUCUAGGCCUCCAAAAUAUCAAGAUAACAGAAGAGAAUGCACAAGAUGUUGUACAGCAUAUUUUAUACCUCUUGCCUGAUGCAACACUGCAUGUGGAAGAACUGGAAAUCAUUGCAAGUAAAAUUUCUGAUAUUGUAGAGCUUGCAGAUGUGAGUGUGACACUUGCAGAGACUGUAUUGUCUAUACUAGACUAUAUUGUGCUGCAAGAAAUAGAAGAUGAGAACUUUAGAAAAAUAACCAAUAGUAUCCUGAAGAUGGCUGAGGAGAUGGGCUAUAAGGUUACCUACACAGACAGAAAUAUGUCAGUCAUAACCACGUCCUUGGCCCUGUUGGUGCUGCGUCCAGAUCCCGGACUGUUUGGAGGACUGGCCUUUGGCAUUACCUCCUACAACAGAAGUGUGGAUCUCAAGGUGAGAGCAAAGUAUCACCUCAGGGACCACUGA
Messenger RNA from Corvus hawaiiensis (hawaiian crow), 2164 nucleotides. It is a transcript of the gene ADGRG4, whose product is annotated as adhesion G protein-coupled receptor G4. Lineage: Eukaryota; Metazoa; Chordata; Aves; Passeriformes; Corvidae. The record is from RefSeq and is a predicted model, not a curated record. Gene Ontology annotation, molecular function: G protein-coupled receptor activity. Gene Ontology annotation, biological process: adenylate cyclase-activating G protein-coupled receptor signaling pathway. Bases 353 to 2164 code for a protein of 603 amino acids. The transcript is spliced from 13 exons.